Cicer arietinum (chickpea) is the source of this 1025-nucleotide messenger RNA. RefSeq lists its product as uncharacterized. NCBI's taxonomy places the organism in Eukaryota, Viridiplantae, Streptophyta, Magnoliopsida, Fabales, Fabaceae. Gene Ontology annotation, biological process: defense response to other organism; response to desiccation. The record is from RefSeq and is a predicted model, not a curated record.
CUUAAAAGCAUUAUCCUUAAAAUUAUUUUUCUCCGUCCAUACUUUUCCCCCUUUCGUAAUCAGUGUAGUACUACUGACCCUAUAUAAUUAUCAACACCAUCACAUACAUUCACAUCCACCAUCACAAUUUCCAAAUCUCAAUGGACAAAGAAAAAGUAAAAUGGAACUGGACAUCAGCAAUAGUAGGAGCAGCCUCAGCGGUAGCAGCAACCUCAAUUCUCUCAGCAAAACCAAAAGACCCAACCUUCCAUCUUAUCUCCAUCAACUACACUUCCUUAAAACUAAACAUACCCGUCGUAGACCCCGAGGUUCUAUUAACCGUCCACGUCACCAACCCAAACAUAGCACCAAUUAACUAUACUUCAACUACCAUGUCUAUAUUCUACGAAGGCUCGCUACUCGGGUCGGCUCCAGUACAAGCCGGGUCGCAGCCGGCUAGGUCGUGUCAGCUUCUAAGACUACCAGCUCGGCUAAAGGCAGAGAAGCUAGCGAAACACGCAAGCCGAGUGGUAGCUGACGUGGCAAAGCGUGAGAUGAUACUCGAUGCGGCAGUUGAUAUUGCUGGGACAGCUAGAGUAUUGUGGUGGGACCAUAAGUUCAAAGUUCGCGUGAAUAGUCAUGUUACGGUUGAUCCUAUUUUUCUUGAUGUUAUUGAUCAAGAUAGUACUGCUCGACUUCAACUCUUUGCAACAGGUGAAUAGCGUCAAUUUUAAUGAAGCUAUUGAUGUUACGAUAAGCCUUUAGCAUUGGUUUCUCCGGCGAAAGUGAUUGGCUAAUUGAGCUAUGGUGUCAACAACAUGCGGCAAUUUGAAUUUGUGACUAACUCCUGAAAACAAAACGAUUUAAUUUGAAAAAAAAAAAUUAUGUACCUGCAACAAUUGCGUUCAUUUUAUUUGCAUCCUGUUUCUUUUUUUAUUUUAUUUUAUGAAUAGAAGAAAACAAAAGAUGGAGAAAGAGAGCGGAAAACUGCUACCGCUUCAUUUUAUUUGACUUUGCCACGUGAUUCGCAUGUUUCGUUACAAUUA